GUACGUGGAUGAUGUCAUCUCUCGGAUCGGCAGGAUGUUUCCUGAUUUGACCAUCGAGUUGUUCAGACCUAACGGGACGUCAGCUGUUCUUCUGGUGACCCUGGGGAAGGUGUUAAAAGCGAUUGUUGUGAUGCGUUCACUGUUCAUUGACAGAACAGUCGUUCGAGGAUUCAAUGAGAAUGUUUACAACGAGGAUGGAAAGCUGGACAUCUGGUCCAAGUCUCAGUACCAAGUGUUCCAGAAGGUAACUGACCACGCCACAACUGCCCUGCUGCAUUAUCAGUUGCCCCAGAUGCCCGAUGUCGUGGUGCGUUCCUUCAUGACCUGGCUGCGAAGCUACAUUAAGCUAUUCCAGUCGCCGUGUCAGCGUUGUGGUCGUUUCCUGCAGGAUGGACUUCCUCCGACGUGGCGUGACUUUCGGACCCUGGAGGCAUUUCACGACACGUGUCGCAUGUAAACAAGCAUGUGACAUUUCUUUUUUAAUUUUAAAUAAAGUUUCAUUUUUUACAGA
This is a messenger RNA of Paralichthys olivaceus (Japanese flounder), 511 nucleotides long. The record is from RefSeq and is a predicted model, not a curated record. NCBI's taxonomy places the organism in Eukaryota, Metazoa, Chordata, Actinopteri, Pleuronectiformes, Paralichthyidae.